AUUGUACUACAGGCAGGUGGCUCAGACGCUGUCACGAUCAGGGGUCAGGCUCGAAGACCAGAGGUGAGCAAGCGGAGGUCCAGUAGCGUAUUAAGCAAGUAUGGAUCAAACGGAAGCGUGGUCAGUAAACAAGCCAAGGUUGGUACUGAGCAGUUGCAGGUUGGGAUCAGGCAGAAGCGUAGUCGAGAACAAGCCAAGGUCAGUAAUGAGCAGUCGCAGGUUGGGAUCAGUCAGAAAUGUAGUUGAGAAUAAGCUAAGGGUCAAUAACGAGUGAUAGCAAAAUAUGGAUGAUAGCAGAGAAGGCAGGGAGCAAGAUACUGGCUGAAGAGUACAAUAAUCUGGCAAACAGGAAGUGCAGAGACAUGGCUUAUAUCAGGAAGUUCAUGGGAGGAGCAAGGGGUUCAAGGUUCAUGACAAACAAGGUCAAGGCAGGAUCAUCCAAAUGAUUGUCAAGGGAGCUGUCCAG
Messenger RNA from Staurois parvus, 466 nucleotides. Lineage: Eukaryota; Metazoa; Chordata; Amphibia; Anura; Ranidae. The record is from the annotation of a GenBank genome assembly.